AUGGGGAGCAAAUCCUCCACCUCCAUCUCCACCAAAUGGGCUCGGCAUCAGGAAGAUGUCGGAUCUAAGACGGGGUCCGCUCUGGUCUCCGGAAAAAUUCCGGGGCGGGUCCUAAUCAUGCAUCCUAGACGUCCUAGGACGAGGGGUGGUCGUAUUCCGAGAUGGGGAGCAAAUCCUCCACCUCCAUCUCCACCACCUUCUCCACCUCCAUCACCUCUACCUCCACCAUCUCCACCUGGGAGACGAAAUACUGAAGGCUCUGACAUUAAGAGGGUUAAAGAAUUGGGGGCAAAUGAGUUUCAUGGUAGUGCUGAUCCUGCUGAGGCUGAUGCUUGUCUUACAGAUGUCGAGCGAAUAUUUGAGGUUCUUCAGUGCCCUGAUAGAGAUAGGGUUCUGUUAGUAUGA
This is a messenger RNA of Prunus dulcis (almond), 405 nucleotides long. Its product is annotated as acrosin-like. The transcript is spliced from 3 exons. The record is from RefSeq and is a predicted model, not a curated record. Bases 1 to 405 code for a protein of 134 amino acids. Lineage: Eukaryota; Viridiplantae; Streptophyta; Magnoliopsida; Rosales; Rosaceae.